Molecule: messenger RNA, 1326 nt
Organism: Elgaria multicarinata webbii
Lineage: Eukaryota; Metazoa; Chordata; Lepidosauria; Squamata; Anguidae
Gene: ADRA2C
Product: adrenoceptor alpha 2C
Exons: 1
Coding region: 1-1326 (441 amino acids)
Biological process (GO): adenylate cyclase-activating adrenergic receptor signaling pathway; platelet activation; regulation of vasoconstriction
Cellular component (GO): plasma membrane
Molecular function (GO): alpha2-adrenergic receptor activity; epinephrine binding
Source: RefSeq, a predicted model, not a curated record
AUGGACGUGGCCCGGAACAGCAGCGGGGCGCCGCACAACCGCUCGCUCGAGGCGCUGCUCCCCUCCUCGCCGCCCUCCGCGCUGCCUGCGCCCCCAUACUCGCCUGCAGCCGUGGCCUGCUUGGCCGCCGUGGUGGGCUUCCUGAUCCUCUUCACCAUUGUCGGCAACGUGCUGGUGGUGAUGGCGGUCUUGACGAGCGCCGCGCUGAGAGCCCCGCAGAACCUCUUCCUUGUCUCGCUGGCCAGCGCGGACAUCCUGGUGGCUGCCUUGGUCAUGCCCUUUUCCUUGGCCAAUGAGCUCAUGGAGGACUGGUACUUCGGCAAGGCCUGGUGCAACAUGUACCUGGCCCUCGACGUGUUGUUCUGCACAUCCUCCAUUGUGCACCUGUGUGCCAUCAGCCUGGACAGGUACUGGUCUGUCACCCAGGCCGUGGAAUACAACCACAAGCGGACCCCCCAGCGGAUCAAAGGGGUCAUCCUGCUCGUCUGGCUGAUCUCUGCCGUCAUCUCCUCACCCCCACUGAUCUCCAAAUAUUGGGAGCCUGAGGGGGAGGCACCUUCGAAAUGCAGGCUCAACGAUGAGACUUGGUACAUCUUGACUUCUUGCAUUGGCUCUUUCUUUGCUCCAUGCCUGAUUAUGGUGCUGGUCUACGUCCGCAUCUAUCGGGUGGCCAAGGAAAGGACUCGGACGCUCUCCGGAAAACGGCCUCCGCUAGAGGUUCCCUCCAACCAGGCAGAGAAUGGGUUGACUCAAACUAGCAGGGGCUUUACGCCCUUGAAGAUGCAGCCGAGGGAGUGUGGCCAGUUCUCGGGGCCCCACUGGUGGAAGACCUCCGAGUUGGAGGACGUGGAGCUGGAAGAGAGCAGCCCCUCGGAGAGCAGGCGCCGGCAAAGCGGAGACAAGCCGGGGGGCAAACCUCACAAGAGACAGUCCUCUGCCUCCUCCUUCUCCAGGUGCUCCAGCAACCGCCUCUCCUGCUCCAUUGAGGUUUUUUCUUCUCAUCGCCGAAAACACGGCAGCUUCUGCCAAAAGACCAUCAACCAAGCCCGGGAGAAGCGGUUCACCUUCGUCCUAGCUGUGGUCAUGGGAGUCUUUGUGGUCUGCUGGUUCCCUUUCUUCUUCAGCUACAGCUUGCAUGGCAUCUGCCGAGAAGCCUGCGAGAUCCCAGAGGCACUUUUCAAAUUCUUCUUCUGGAUUGGCUACUGUAAUAGUUCCCUCAACCCUGUCAUCUAUACCAUUUUCAACCAGGAUUUCCGCAGAUCUUUCAAGCACAUUAUUUUCGGGAGAAGGAGGAAGAAUAAAAGCGACAUUUUCUUCCUGCAUUGA